This is a messenger RNA of Dracunculus medinensis (Guinea worm), 312 nucleotides long. The record is from the annotation of a GenBank genome assembly. Lineage: Eukaryota; Metazoa; Nematoda; Chromadorea; Rhabditida; Dracunculidae.
AUGGGUUUAUGAGACCAUGUUUGUUUAAUCGAUGAUUAUUUAGGGCUUUCUGGUGGUGAACGAUCUUAUGUGUCAGCUUGUUUUAUAAUGGCUCUUUGGGAAACAAUGGAAAUGCCCUUUCGAUGUAUGGACGAAUUCGAUGUUUUUCUUGAUAUGAAUAACCGAAAGAUCAUUAUGGAAUUGCUUUCCGAUUUGGCAACUCGACAAUAUCCAUCGCAUCAAUUUUUAUUUUUUACUCCUCAAGGUUUAUCCGAUUUUGCUCAACGUGAUCGCGUUAAAUUGUUUGAGAUGCCCAAAGCCAAAGACACAUAG